GCUCACUGCUCGUUUCUGCUCGCUGUCCGCUGCUCUUGGCAGCCAUCUCAACCGAUGAGCACAUGGCGUCUGGCAUCUCUGGGACUGAACUCCUGUAGACGACAUCCUCCGAGCUUGUCGUACUCGAAAUGCUUCUACUCGCUCAAUAACACUAUCACUCUGCGGCCGAGCCCGACGGCUCGUUCAUUUCCCUUUCAUACAAAUAACCGACCUGGUAAUGCAAUACUAGUCCGCCUAUAUUCAACAGAAACAGAACAGCUACCACAAUCGCGGCCUAGACGAGAACCGGGUCGUAUUGCUCGUCUUCUUCCCUCGUUUCUGCGUCCUGAGCAACCAGUACGAGGUGCCUCCGCCCGCAAGAUCAUCGCACUUGCGAAACCGGAACGCAAACCUCUACUUCUUGCCGUUGGAUUACUUCUGGUUUCUUCGAGUGUCUCGUUGAGCAUACCGUUCACGAUUGGAAAGUUGAUUGACUUCUUUGCAUCUACUAAUCCUCAAAUUCCAUUCAAUCUAAGCAUCGUACAAGCAUCUGCUCUUCUCUUGACAGCAUUCACAAUCGGCGCAGUGGCUAAUGCAGGUCGGUCCAUCCUCAUGCGGCUUUCGGGACAACGCAUCGUGGCGCGAUUGCGUGAGCGCACGUACGCCAGUGCACUGAGACAGGAAGUGGAGUAUGUAGAGAAGGGAGAAGGCGAUGUACUCAGCCGGCUGAGUGUGGACUCGAGUAUCGUUGGUGAAUCAAUGACGCAGAAUUUGAGCGAUGGAUUAAGGGCAGUUGUGAUGGCUUCUGUCGGUUUAGGAGCGAUGUUCUACCUCUCCCCGCAGCUUACACUGCUCAUGCUCACUGUCGUUCCUCCCGUCUCACUGGGUGCUGUGUUUUACGGUCGCUACCUCAAAAAGCUCUCAAACCGUACUCAAGAAGCAGUUGGUGACAUGACCAAAGUCGCCUCGGAAUCACUCUCUGCUUUCCGCACCGUCCAGGCAUUCAAUGCGCAACCACAAGAAGAGGCUAAAUUUUCGAAUAAAGUCAACUACGUCCUUACACUCAUUCGUAAGGAAGCGCUUGCAAGCGGAGUGUUCCACGGCGCGACGGGGUGGAGCGGGAACGUUACACUGCUCUGUCUCUUAGGGUAUGGAGGGAGUUUAGUGAGUAAAGGAGCGAUUUCUGUGGGAGACUUGACGAGUAUGCUGUUAUAUACGGUGUAUGUCGGGAAUGGGCUGUCGAUGUUGACGUCGUUCUUCGCGUCUAUCAUGCGAGCUGUCGGUGCUGGGACACGUAUCUUCGAGCUGCUUGAAAGAGCACCAGCUAUUCCGUUAUCCGGAGAGGCGGUCGCCUCAGGUAGAAGAGGCACAGUAUCGUUUGAGGCCGUCUCGUUCGAGUAUCCGAGUCGACCGGGAGUUAGAGUGUUGAAGGGUUUUGAUUUGAAACUCGAUGUUGGGGAGAGCGUCGCAAUUGUCGGACAGAGUGGGAGUGGAAAAUCGAGCGUCCAGUCUCUUCUUUUACGGUAUUACGACCCCGUAAGCGGGCGUAUCACAUUUGAUGGCCAAGAUAUUCGUGAAUUCAACCCAGAUUCUUGGCGUAACCUAAUUGGUGUCGUCCCUCAAGAUCCCGUCCUCUUCACAGGGACGAUCGCAUCCAACAUUGCAUUUGGGAACUCGGAUGCAACUAGAGAACAGAUCGAGGAAGCGGCUCGGCAGGCGAAUUGUGAAUUCGUAUGGGGGAUGCCGAAAGGAUUUGAUACCGAAAUUGGGAGACUAAGCCUGAGUGGCGGACAACGUCAACGCCUUGCGAUUGCGCGCGCACUCUUGAAGAAACCAGCGAUACUGGCUAUGGACGAGGCGACGAGCUCGUUAGACGCGACGUCUGAAUAUCGGGUCAACGACGCGAUUGAUAAGAUCCUGAGCUCGAGACAAACGACAUGUAUGAUUGUUGCACAUCGGAUAUCGACCAUUGCACGUGCAGAGAGGAUCGUUGUACUUGAAGGUGGGAAGAUUACUGAGUCCGGGACGUACCGUCAAUUAGUAUCCCGACCCAACUCACGUUUCCGCGCCUUGAUGGCCGCACAACUUGAUACAACGACGGCAGAUAUUCUUGUCUCGUCAAAUUCUCGAGAAUCCGAACGCAGUACAAUUGACGAUAAGAAUGAAGCACUAGGAGAGCCUGAGAAGAUUCGAAUACAUGCAUAAGUGUUUCUAAACGCUCAUUUAAUCAUCCCCAUGGUAUUAGUUAUUGUUAUUGUAGCUGUAGAGACUGGUAUAAUACAUUCAUAUAGACUAUUUUUGAA
This is a messenger RNA of Fomitiporia mediterranea MF3/22, 2282 nucleotides long. RefSeq lists its product as uncharacterized. The record is from RefSeq and is a predicted model, not a curated record. Bases 55 to 2184 code for a protein of 709 amino acids. The transcript has 13 exons. Gene Ontology annotation, cellular component: membrane. NCBI's taxonomy places the organism in Eukaryota, Fungi, Basidiomycota, Agaricomycetes, Hymenochaetales, Hymenochaetaceae. Gene Ontology annotation, molecular function: ABC-type oligopeptide transporter activity; ATP hydrolysis activity; ATP binding. Gene Ontology annotation, biological process: transmembrane transport.